Molecule: messenger RNA, 30267 nt
Organism: Coregonus sp. 'balchen'
Lineage: Eukaryota; Metazoa; Chordata; Actinopteri; Salmoniformes; Salmonidae
Source: the annotation of a GenBank genome assembly
GGAGAGAGAGAAUGCGAGUGUGUGAGAGAGAGGGGGAAUGACCGAGAAAUAGUACAGGGAGAUAUAGACAACAGAGAGGAGAUAGGAGUGUUGUGGAAUAAACAAGUGCAUACCCAGCAGGUUAUGAAGAGGACUAGUAGGAGUAGAACACCAGAGCAGACCUGGACUAGUUGAGCAGGUGAAUUGCUAGCUGACCUGGUGGAAUACAGCACUGAAAGCAACCAUCUUCACUUGGGCCAACUUGGUCCAGUAUCUGGACGACCAGGUCAAGUUGGGGGUACAGUAGCUGGCUGGCUGAAGAGGCCAUUUUAGCAACCAUCUUCACUUCAUCCAAACUCCCCAGGUAGAGCCAAGAUGGCGGACAGUGGCGGCGAGCCUAACCUGCAGUCCUACAUUAUGGACGAGGAAACUCUGAAGAGGAAGCAGAAGGAGAAGCUGAAGAAGCUCCUGGCCACAGGGGGAAACCCUCGGCCCGCACGCUCCCUCUUCUUCCUCACACUGAAGAACCCCUUCCGCAAGGCUGCCAUCAACAUUGUGGAAUGGAAGUAUCCUUUAGGGGUCAGGGGUCAAAGGUCAGGGGUUAGGGGUCAGGAGGGUGUGGGAACAGGUAACGGCUGUCACUAGAUAACCAUGCUCAAAUUACGUAGCUUCGUCCCAGAUCUGUUUGUGCUGUCUUGUCAACACAGCUGGCUAGAUAUGAAAGGUUUGGCCACUGACUUUUAAACCAUGAAGCAUGGUCAAGCUUUUAGACAUUUGUGGUUUGAAUGCACUGCACUUCCAUUGUUUCUAACAUGGCCAAAUAGUGAAGCCUGUCUGUGGAUUGGUGGUAUAGUAAAUGACUGUUUAUGACAUUGAUACAUUUGGUCUUGUAUUAAUGGUCAAUGCAACCCAGCAGUGUUUCGCACAUCGUGCCCCAAGCCCAGUUUCUAUUGAGGUUAUGGAUAACAACUGGGUUGUUAGAGAGUUAAGGCUUUGUGUAUUUGGUGGAUGAAAGAGAAGUCUUUGAAUGGGUGGUAGCAGCAGAGCGUCUGGGAACAACUGCUUCAGGGAUCUGAGGAAUGGCUGACUUAGUGAUGACUCAACACUUUAUAAAGCAUCUCUCGUUGAGUCUUGUAUUGUCUUGUAUUGAAUAACCAUAUCUAUGUAUAGCCAUAGAGUUAUAAUCACUCUGAUAUGGUCACACAUUAUAAUCACUGGACACAGCCCUUACAUUUUCCGGUGGUCCAGUCCAGUAUGCAGACCUGCUGAACUGUAGAGUGGCUUGAGCACCAGAGCAACAGGUUGAUAUCCCUGCUAAAUCAACAGCUAUUGGCACAAACUAUAGGUUUUAGAACAACAUGCCGUAGCAUCAGGAUAGAGUGGAGAUGACCCAUAUUGGGUUGUGACUGGGAGACAACAUACAGAGUACAUUUCUGUUAGAAUCAUCUUGUAAAUGCAAAUGGUCUUGAGGACAAAUCCACCACAGCUCAGAAUCACUUUUUAACCCUGUGCAUACCAUGAAUCCCACAUCCAAGGUUACAGUUCUGUUUUGGUAGUGAGUAAUGACUGUGGCUGCAGUAAUGGUCCACUGAGAUGUGUUAUAAUCCAGUGAAGCUGUUGAUGGAAAUAUGUAAAAUAUGAGUUUGUUCAAGCGGCGUGAUGAUAUUCCUGGGGAUGGAUGGACAGCUGUCCUCCCACGUCACAGCCUAAAAACAGACACGCUAAGCUAAGAGAAUGCUGCCUCAGACACAGACUGGUGGUGGAACUAGGUACUGCAGUUUGAGAGGGGAACAGCAUGAUUACUAUAAUAAUGUAGUUGUAGUAGGUUAUCCAUGGUGUUACCCUGAUUACAGCUUUGUAUUAUUACACACCCAGGAGUGCAAUAUUGCACAGUAUUGACCGUUUGAAUGUGCUGUACUGAAGGGACCCAGAUAUUUGAACUCGCCACCAUCUUUACCACAGGUGCCAACAUAAAUAGAUCAAAUUUUCUUCUAACUGAUCCAUUGUUGGCCUCAAAUGUCUUCCAGUGUGUUUUAGAUAGCCCUGGCUAUAUGGGAGAGUCCCUAUUGAGGGGUUGCACAUACAUCAGUUAAACUGAAAUAGACUCACUUUAUUGAUGUGUUUGACAUUUUAUGAUUCAGAUGCAUGGCCAAGAUUGCUAGUUAUGGUUACUCUGUCAAUAGUUAUCCUGUAACUGAUACAAAACUAGCCCAAGCACUAGUUUACUGUAAUAUGAAGUCUACGGUGGCAUGUUAAACCAUACACCUUAUGGCUACUUAGAUAGUGUACUUCAUCUAAUAGGUGGGUGAGGUUGAAAGAUCUCAUUGAGAUGCAUGUGUACUUCCUGUAGGCCUCGAAUGGUGGAAUAGCUAUCCAUAUCCAUCCAUAUACAGUGGGGAAAAAAAGUAUUUAGUCAGCCACCAAUUGUGCAAGUUCUCCCACUUAAAAAGAUGAGAGAGGCCUGUAAUUUUCAUCAUAGGUACACGUCAACUAUGACAGACAAAUCGAGAAAAAAAAAUCCAGAAAAUCCCAUUGUAGGAUUUUUAAUGAAUUUAUUUGCAAAUUAUGGUGGAAAAUAAGUAUUUGGUCACCUACAAACAAGCAAGAUUUCUGGCUCUCACAGACCUGUAACUUAUUCUUUAAGAGGCUCCUCUGUCCUCCACUCGUUACCUGUAUUAAUGGCACCUGUUUGAACUUGUUAUCAGUAUAAAAGACACCUGUCCACAACCUCAAACAGUCACACUCCAAACUCCACAAUGGCCAAGACCAAAGAGCUGUCAAAGGACACCAGAAACAAAAUUGUAGACUUGCACCAGGCUGGGAAGACUGAAUCUGCAAUAGGUAAGCAGCUUGGUUUGAAGAAAUCAACUGUGGGAGCAAUUAUUAGGAAAUGGAAGACAUACAAGACCACUGAUAAUCUCCCUCAAUCUGGGGCUCCACGCAAGAUCUCACCCCGUGGGGUCAAAAUGAUCACAAGAACGGUGAGAAAAAAUCCCAGAACCACACGGGGGGAUCUAGUGAAUGACCUGCAGAGAGCUGGGACCAAAGUAACAAAGCCUACCAUCAGUAACACACUACGCCGCCAGGGACUCAAAUCCUGCAGUGCGAGACGUGUCCCCCUGCUUAAGCCAGUACAUGUCCAGGCCCGUCUGAAGUGCAUUUGGAUGAUCCAGAAGAGGAUUGGGAGAAUGUCAUAUGGUCAGAUGAAACCAAAAUAUAACUUUUUGGUAAAAACUCAACUCGUCAUGUUUGGAGGACAAAGAAUGCUGAGUUGCAUCCAAAGAACACCAUACCUACUGUGAAGCAUGGGGGUGGAAACAUGAUGCUUUUGGGCUGUUUUUCUGCAAAGGGACCAGGACAACUGAUCCGUGUAAAGGAAAGAAUGAAUGGGGCCAUGUAUCGUGAGAUUUUGAGUGAAAACCUCCUUCCAUCAGCAAGGGCAUUGAAGAUGAAACGUGGCUGGGUCUUUCAGCAUGACAAUGAUCCCAAACACACCGCCCGGGCAACGAAGGAGUGGCUUCGUAAGAAGCAUUUCAAGGUCCUGGAGUGGCCUAGCCAGUCUCCAGAUCUCAACCCCAUAGAAAAUCUUUGGAGGGAGUUGAAAGUCUGUGUUGCCCAGCGACAGCCCCAAAACAUCACUGCUCUAGAGGAGAUCUGCAUGGAGGAAUGGGCCAAAAUACAAGCAACAGUGUGUGAAAACCUUGUGAAGACUUACAGAAAACGUUUGACCUGUGUCAUUGCCAACAAAGGGUAUAUAACAAAGUAUUGAGAAACUUUCGUUAUUGACCAAAUACUUAUUUUCCACCAUCAUUUGCCAAUAAAUUCAUAAAAAAUCCUACAAUGUGAUUUUCUGGAUUUUUUUUUCUCAUUUUGUCUGUCAUAGUUGACGUGUACCUAUGAUGAAAAUUACAGGCCUCUCUCAUCUUUUUAAGUGGGAGAACUUGCACAAUUGGUGGCUGACUAAAUACUUUUUUUCCCCACUGUAGCUUGGUUAGGUAUUAUCAGUGUGUUCCUGAGUGUUUGAAAAAGAAAGGAAAAUACCCCACACAGCAUCUUAUUGUAUAUUUAAAAAUGAUAUUAUUUCCUACACCCUGCAGUUCUGUCAUCUGCUGGAUGUGUAUAAUGUCGGUUGAACCUUUCCUGAGUGUUCCCCUUCAGACCGUUUGAGAUCAUCAUCCUGCUGACCAUCUUUGCCAACUGUGUGGCCCUGGCUGUGUUUCUGCCUAUGCCUGAGGAGGACAGCAAUAACACCAACAGCAACCUGGUGAGUAUGGACCCAGUACCCACCAUUUCAUAUGGAUUGAAAGUGAUGGAGAUCGUGAUGCUACUAGUUGUGGUUUAAUUAAUGUAGGUUGAGAAACAGGGUUCUCUUUCAAAUACUUGUUUCGAUGUCUCACUAUGGGAUUCGCUGUCGGAGAUAGACAGGUCGAGUUGCGAAUGAGGUGAGCCCCUCCCUCUUUAUAAGGUGCCACUCGCCCCACCCUCUGGUCAUUAUCGCUUUCUUCCUUGCGAAGAUCAAUACGCUCUCUGAAGCUCUCCUCAGCACGACUUGACCCCUGUCUUCCUGCUUAACUGUUCUCAGGCGAACCGCAAGGUUAACGCUGCCAAACGUAGGACCUCAGCUCUCGCUCUUUGUGUUGAGUAUUGACCGAAAGGAACGUUUUUGCUUAGAGUAUAAUUUGUUUUCAAAGUAUUCUACUCAUUCUAAGUCUCCGGUUGCAGCUAGCGUCACACGGCUAGCUACUGAGACUUGGCUAGCGCAAGCCGCAAGGCCUAUCUAACCCGGCUAGCUAUAACUAGCUUUGCAGCUACACGCGGCUAGCACUCACUUAACCCAAGUCUACAACCUUUAUGUUUUCUUCUCUGAGUUAUGGAACCUGCUACCCGAGCAGGGCCCCUGCCCUAGCACCACACACCUGUGUCCAUGCAGGGCCAUGAUAGCAGGCAAGGAUACACACUCCUUGUGUAUCACCUGCUUGGUGGUUGAGCAUGCCAAAGUAGCACUCACUAACCCUGAGUCCUGUGUGCAUUGUAGGAAGAUGCCUAAGACCGGCCUCAAACGGACCGUUCUCCCUCACAGCCUGAGGGCAAUGAGGCUACCCCGCAACCCCAACCCUCCUGGGCUGAGGUAAUGGAUGGUUUUGAAGACCUAGCAGCGGGGAAGGGGGGAGGGGACAUCUCGAGGCCCUCUAGCACCCUAAGCACAGCAUCUUUACCCAGACAACAAAAUGUCGGGCUCAUCGAUACCUGCAGGCGGGCAGCGACCAGGCUCAAUAUUGAGUGGCCUGUACCCGUGGGGCGUGAAAGGGACUGGCUCAAUGGGAGGAGGACUGUCUCAAUGGGAGGAGGCUCCCCUCUCACACCAUCCCAGGGAAACAACUCCUCCCAGCAGUCCCAGCUUGUGUGGCGGAAAACCCUGUCUUGCAAGGUCCUGACCAGACACUUAGUCGGAAUGGACAUGAAGGGUAUGGAGAACCCGGUGGUUGAGCCAUCCAUGCCUCGUCACUGUCCAGCACAACUCUCCCUGGAAAGACGGAGCGCUUUUCUGUCUCCAUCUUCCAGAAGGUGUAUGUGUAGGCGGCACGUUCAGUACGGGCGUUGAAAGUUACGUCCCUACUGAUGGCUUAUCAGAAUGGUUUGUUGCCAUUGGCACAGCCAACUCCGACUUCUGGGAGGAGAUCUGCGUUGUAGCAGACCUCAACCUCUGGGCCUCCAUACAAGGCUGUGGGUGUGCCAUGAGCCUCGCUGUGGGGGAGGAGAGAGCCCUAUGGUUAAAAUUGUCCAGCUUGUCGGACAAGGAGAAAGCAGAUUUCCUUGACGCUCUGAUCGAGCCUAAGGAACUGUUUUGGCCGGCUGUCACCACCAUGCGGCGGAAAUGCGAACAUUGAAAGAAGGAGGGCGAAGCCUUCGACUUCUGCCUGCCCUGCAGAUCCGGGUACCAUGGCAACCCGGUCUACCCUUCCACAAGCCAAGGCUUCGCGGCAGGGAGAGGGCAGCACACUGGCUCCAGCGGUAGAGUGGGGCAGCCAACAGUUCACACCAUGUCCUGGCCUGUUCCCUCUCAGGUGGAGCACAGACUUUCCCCCCACAUCACUAUGGGGAAGAGGCACAUCCGUGCUCCUUAAAUCCUAUCCCCUGUGCAAUGGCUCAUUCCUAUGCGUCUGCUCACAGGGAAGGCGAAGGGAGCUCACUCAACCCCCAAGUGCCCUCCUUGCCACAGAGCAAAAAUACAACAAAAGGGCGACUCGUCACCACUGGUGAGCAAGAGUCAUCUAACUUGUGGGCGACUUGCUGCAAGAGCAGGGAACUGCAAAAUGCGCAGUCCAGCCCAGGGUCUUGUCCGCAGUUCGCUAUGAAGCCACCCGUUUUCAACGGAAUUCUGAAUUCAGUAGCAAGUAAUGACUCAGCUCGCAUGCUAGAGCAGGAAAUCUCCUAUCAAUUGAGUAAAGGGGCAAUCAGAGCUAUACCAGCCGCAGAGAGCCAUUUCGGUUUCUACUCCCGGAACUUCCUGGUUCUCAAUGCCACUGGUUCACUUCAGUCGACCUACAGGACACUUAUUUUCACAUAAGUAUUCUGCCAGCACACAGAAGGCUUUCUCGGGUUUGCCUUUCAGGGCUCUGUAACACUUUAUUUGGAUAGUCCAUCUGUAGAUGCUCUACAGACUAUCUACAGACAAUCAGUAACAUUUCAACUAUCUACUAACUCUAACCCUAGCCCUAACCUUAAACCUUAUCCUAACCCUAAACUUAACUCUUAACUCUUACCCUAAUCCUAACCUUAAACUUAACCCUUACCCUAACCCUUAUUCGAAACCUAACCCUAACCCUAACUGUAACCUUAGUAAGCAGUUGCUUACCAACAGAUAGUUUGUUGAUAGUAUGACCAUCUGUAGAUAUCUGUAGACCAUCUGAUACAUAUGGACUAUCCGGACUAUCCAAAUAAAGUGUGACCCAGGGUAAAGCCAACGAAUACCUCGCUGUCCCCUUCGGGCUAGCACUAGCUCCCUGGACGUUCAGCAAGUGUGUGGAGGCGGCUCUAGCGCCCCUGAGAAUCAGAGGACUCAGAGUCUAUGCCUACAUAGACAAUUAUCUGUUUUGCUCCACGACACAGAAGCAAGCAGUACGGGACACGGCUUCCCUAGGUUUCAAGAUCAACCAGAAAAAGAGCUGUUUGGUGCCAACACAGAGAAUAGAAUACCUAGGCGUCAAGCUGGACGACGAUACGACUCUGGUGGCAUACAUCAACCGCCAGGGCGGCACCCACUCUCAGCAUCUACACAGACUAGCUGUCAAGAUUGUUCUGCGGAGCAUACCUACUUUCACUAUGCGUGACUCAUGUCCCGGGUGUACAGGGAAUCCCCUGUACAGGGAUUGGAGACUCCAUCCCCCAGUGGAGAACCAGAUCUGGGUGAGAUAUGGUCGAGCCACCGUAGAUCUCUUCGCAUCGCACAAAGAUGCACACUGCCCGUUGUUCUUAGUGCUGGCAGGAGACGCAUCACUAAGGGUGGACGCACUGGCACACCCUUGGCCAAGGGUGAUGCUCUACAGCUUUCUUCCCCUAGGCCUGAUACUCCCUACUCUAGUCUACUCAUCUUGGUAGCCCCUUGAUGGCCAGGGAAGCUCUGCUUCUUCUCCAAGCUAAUGGAGAGAUUUUCCACCCUCACCCAGAAACCCUGGCCCUUUGGCCCUGGCCCAUGAAUCUGAAUGCGACAGGCUUGCCAUUCAGAGUAAUUGAGACUAUCCAGAGUGCCAGAGCACCUUCUACAUGCUCACUGUAUGGUAACAAGUGGUGCAUUUCUUAAGUGGUGUGAGCUAAGGCAGAUCAUUCCUUACCAAUGCUCUGCAUCCGAGAUCUUAUGCUUUUUGCAGGACCUUCUGGACAGAGGGAAGGCUUUCUCCACUGUAAGCGUAUAUUUAGCCGCUAUCUCUGCCUGCCAUACAGGCUUUGACAACAACACAGUAGGGAGGCAUCCCCUGUUAUGUCAUUUUAUGAAGGGGUGCGUCAGUUACGUCGUCUCUAAGCCUUUAGCACCGUCUUGGGACAUGUCUAUUGUGCUUGAGGUUAUUUCACAGCAACCUUUCGAGUUGCUGGAAAGCGUGGUUAUGAAAUAUCUCUCCUUCAAAACCACUUUACUGAUUGCCCUUGCGUCUGCAAAGCAAGUGAGUGAGCUGCACGCACUGUCAGUCCACCAUUCGUGCCUACAGUUUGCUCCGGGGUUUUCACAAGGUGACUUUGUUAACUGAUGUAACUGCACCUUCUUUGGUGCAUACUGUCCUCAGUGUCGGAGCCUCUGAGGGGUGAUAAUGGAUUUGAAUAGCUUGUCUGCGAUAAGGGAGUUGGCCAUAUCCCAUAGUGAUACAUCGAAACAAGUAUUUGAAAUUGAACUCAAGAUUACUUGCGUAACCCCGGUUCUCUGAGAAUACGAGUGCGAUGUCUCACCUAAUUUCCCUGCUCGCAAGAGUGCAAGGAAGAGAGGCAUGCUUGAGAAUGGCCAGAGGGUGGGGCGAGUGGUGCCUUAUAAAGAGGGAGGGGCUCACCUCAUUCGCCACUCGACCUGUCUGUCUCCGACAGACGUUGUGUGAUUGGUUCUUCCUUAGUUAUGCGACUAUCCAGUGAAUCCCAUUGUGAGACAUCUCACUCAUAUUCUCAGAAAACUGGGUUAUUCUAGUAACCUUGAGUUUUCCUCAUGAAGCCUCCCCGUCUGUCAUGAAUACACAGAACAUGUGUGUGUGCAUAUGUCUGAAUGUGUAGUGAGCACUGUAUGCAUACCUCUAUCAUGGAGGUGAAUUACCUGAUUCUUUCAUGGUCCUGCUGCUAACUGGUCACUGUUCUGUUGUAUGAGCACAGUUCAUAAAUCAAGCAGACUGGGAUCUCUGGAGCCUAGUGUAGUCACCUUGGCUUUUGAUGGGCACAAAGGCCUGGAUUCUUGGUGUAAUCCAGUUUGACAUCAUCAGUGCAAUCUGAGCCAGCAGCAAGUGCUAGAAAGUGGACCUGGUUUGUUUGUUUGGGCAAGAUGCUAGACUGCCCACAUGGAACUAACUGCUGUCCAACUCUGAUAGUUCUGCUCAUUUAGAGUUUUGUAACACUAUCUGAAAAGGAUCAUGAAAUCAACCACAAAAUGCCCAUGUGAGAAAUGGAUAGACAGAUAUUUCUGUAUCUGAGUGACCCCAAUCCGGAGACAAAGAUAGAGGGGUCGUUCCACCGAUUCGGUGCCUUAUGGGAAGUGUGUAUAACAUGAUAAAAAUAAUGAUAAAUGAUUUCACCUAAUUUUAACAUUCUGUCAUUAAGAGCACAUGUUCAACUUAAUACAAAACAUGUUUUCCCAUCUCAACAGGUUAGUAAGUACCUAUAAAGUGCCAAAUAAAGUAACAGGGUUGACUGUAACAGGGUUGACUGUAACAGGGUUGACGAUUUCAUCUUAAAUCAGCCUUGUGACAGGGGGAAUGGAAGCUUGUUGUGUGCAACAGGGAGUGGCAAUUGAAUGCAAGCUUCACCUCAAACAAAUGAAAUUGCUAAAAAAGAUUAUUGCCUGUCUAUCUCAGUUUUCCACUACAAAACACCAGAAAAUGGCCAAAAAGAGUAGAACCAGCUCACCUGCUUCUAUACUAUGAUUUGGCUAUCAGAUGUUCAAUGUUCGCUUUUGAAAAAACAUUUAAAAAGGAAUAAUUUCACCAUAUUAAAAUGAGAGUUUAGUUCACGCAACAGGGUUGACCUUAAAAUGAGGGACAGACAUAAAUUAAUCACUAAUCACAUAAAAUAAAUAAUAAUCUUCAGAAAUGACUUUGUCAAAGCAACAAAAUACCUAAGGCUUUACAAUGAUGGUGAAAUGUGUGUGUGUGUGUGUGUAUGUUGGAAACCUAAAGACACAUACUAUAAAUGCCCCUAUAGGAAUGUCCAUGACAUGCCAGAAUCUAACCCAAUGUAAUUUAUGGUCACUGUGCUACAAGCAGUACAGUACAGCACUUUGAAACUUUAUUAACAGGACUGUUAUUUACGCUAUAAAACUCCCUGCCCAUGCCAUUUCCCUGGUGAUCUGAAUAGUCAUACCCUAUUAAGAAAUCAAGCAUCAAAUAGAACAUAGCAUUACAUGUUACCCAUUGCCACUUGUUACUGCAUCCAUCAUCACUGACGUAUGCCUAUUUGUUUUCUUAUUAAUCGCUUGUCCAUGCUCAAAAUCACGUUUUAAGUUCAAGUUUAAGUUAAUUUGCCAUGUAGAGGACAGGCACAACAGUAUACAAACAUUCUAUUUCUUGCAAGUCAACAGACAGGGUGGUGAGUGAGCGGGUGCCAUCGUAGGGACCUCAGCUCUGAGGUGCCCAGUUGUUAGUCAGUGGGGCCAUUCUCUGGAUGCCUGGCCUGUAAUGGGAGAGGAGGAGAGACACAAAUACACAGAACACCAGGGAGCUACUGAGCUGAGGGAUUUACCAAGCAGGAUCAAUGACUUAGUCAGUUUAACUCUUGCAAAUACUCUAAAUAACUCAAUAUUUCAAGUUGAGUGUAAAAUGAAUACACUUGAAAUGGUUGUUGUGUCAUUGACUCCUAAACUCUUACAACUAGCCAUCAGCUAGAAUGUAUUUGGAGCAUUUGUCACCAAGCAGAAUCAAUGAAUUGUACUCCAUUACACAUAUUAAUUAGGGGUACUGUAUUAUGGGUACUGUAGUCAUGUAGUUAGUACAUCAUGAUACCCUAACAAGCCUCUAUCGUUGUUUCACAGGAAAGUCUGGAGUACAUCUUCCUCAUCGUCUUCUCCAUAGAGUGCUUUCUAAAGAUAAUAGCCUAUGGAUUUCUAUUUCACGAGAAUGCAUAUCUGCGGAACUGUUGGAACAUACUGGACUUUGUCUGUGUGUCUGUGGGGUAUGUAGGGAAGAUAUGAAAAUGUUCUGUCAUGUUCUGUCAUGCUCUGUCAUGCUCUGUCAUGUUCUGUCAUGCUCUGUCAUGCUCUGUCAUGUUCUGUCAUGCUCUGUCAUGCUCUGUCAUGCUCUGUCAUGUUCUGUCAUGUCAUAACUCUUCUGUGACUAUAUGAUCUUGUUUAUCUCUCUCUGCACUCCCUUUUGUCCUCCUCUAUCUUUCAACCUCUUCCCUCUCCCUCCCAUCUCCCUCUCCUCUCCUCUCCCCUCCCAUCUCUCUUCCCUCUCUCCCUCUCCAGGCUGUUUGCUGUCAUCGGGGACUUCAUCACCUAUAUCAGUGGUGUCGAGGCUCAACCAGGGGACAAGGGAGGAGGCUUCGACAUGAAGGCCCUCAGGGCGUUCAGGGUGCUCCGGCCCCUCAGGCUCGUCUCUGGAGUCCCCAGUAAGGACCACUGUACAAUAGGGACCUUGUAGCAGUCGUAAGGGCAGGAAAUCAGCAAAAGGCAAGGCAGGUUAAAGUGUAGAAUUACAAAAUAAAUAGCCUCUGAAUCAGGCUUAACAUGUCCUAUUUAUAUUAAAUAAACCAAAACGUAUUUCUCACAAGUGUAGCAUAGUUUGUAUAAGCUCUACAAACAAUAUGUCUAUUCCGAGAAUGUGAAUGGUAAAUUAAUGUGAUAAUAUAUUGAAUGAAUAAAAAUAAAUUACCGAUAUAACAAAACGCUAACGUUAUAGAUUACUGGGAAAUGACAGGGAUUAACGGUAAACUCAUUACUGGUGAUAUAUUUAGAGGGUAAUUGCUAAGCAUUUAAAAAACCAAGGGCAAGACAAUGAAUGCUCCUGAAUUGGUGGGAAGCAGAGAGCUAGCUCAUUUGUGGUAAGAGGAGCCUAGCACUCACUUCACCACAACCAUAUUCUGAAAACACUUACCUUCAGAAACCAUGCUAGUGUUAAAUACAAUAUGAUUUGGUUCAUUACAGUGAGUUUGCAGUUUGAUCUAGUUAUAUUGGUCAACUACUACAGUGGUUCCCAACCAGGGGUACUAAGAUCCCUGGGGGUACAGUGCCUUCAGAAAGUAUUCAGACCCCUUGACGUUUUCCAUAUUUUGUUACUUUACAGCCUUAUUCUAAAAUUGAUUAAAUAAAUAAAAAUCAUCAGCAAUCUACACACAAUACCCUAUAAUGACAAAUUGAAAACAGGUUUUUAGAAAUGUUAGCAAAUUUAUAAAAAAUAAAAAAACUGAAAUAUCUUAUUUACAUAAGUAUUCAGACCCUUUGCUAUGAGACUCGAAAUUGAGCUCAGGUGCAUCCUUUUCCCAUUGAUCAUCCUUGAGAUGUUUCAACAACUUGAUUGGAGUCCACCUGUGGUAAAUUCAAUUGGUUGGACAUGAAAGGCACACAUCUGUCUAUACAAGGUCGCACAGUUGACAAUGCAUGUCAGAGCAGAAACCAAGCCAUGAGGUCGAAGGAAUUGUCUGUAGAGCUCCAAGACAGGAUUGUGUCGAGGCGCAAAUCUGGGGAAGGGUACCAAUUUUUUUUGGCAGCAUUGAAGGUCCCCAAGAACACAGUGGACUCCAUCAUUCUUAAAUGGAAGAAGUUUGGAACCACCAAGACUCUUCCUAGAGCUGGCCGCCCGGCCAAACUGAGCAAUCGGGAGAGAAGGGCCUUGGUCAGGGAGGUGACCAAGAACCCGAUGGUCACUCUGACCGAGCUCUAGAGUUCCUCUGUGGAGAUGGGAGAACAUUCCAGAAGGACAACCAGCACUCCACCAAUCAGGCCUUUAUGGUAGAGUGGCCAGACGGAAGCCACUCCUCAGUAAAAGGCACAUGACAGCCCGCUUGGAGUUUGCCUAAAGGCACAUAAAGACUCUCAGACCAUGAGAAACAAGAUUCUCUGGUCUGAUGAAACCAAGAUUGAACUCUUUGGCCUGAAUGCCAAGUGUCACGUCUGGAGGAAACCUGGCACCAUCCCUACGGUGAAGCGUGGUGGUGGAAGCAUCAUGCUGUGGGGAUGUUUUUCAUCGGCAGGGACUGGGAGACUAGUCAGGAUCGAGGCAAAGAUGAAUGGAGCAAAGUACAGAGAGAUCCUUGACGAAAACCUGCUCCAGAGCGCUCAGGACCUCAGACUGGGGCGAAGGUUCACCUUCCAACAGGACAACGACCCUAAGCAUACAGCCACGACAACGCAGGAGUGGCUUAAGGACAAGUCUCUGAAUGUCCUUGAGUGGCCCAGCCAGAGCCAGGACUUGAACCUGAUCGAACAUCUCUGGAGAGACCUGAAAAUAGCUGUGCAGCAAUGCUCCCCAUCCAACCUGACAGAGCUUGAGAGGAUCUACAGAAAGGAAUGGGAGAAACUCUUCAAAUACAGGUGUGCCAAGCUUGUAGCGUUGUACCCAAGAAGACUCGAGGCUGUAAUUGCUGCCAAAAGUGCUUCAAGAAAGUACUGAGUUAUAGGUCUGAAUACUUAUGCAAUGUAUAUUUAAUUUCUUCAUUUGUUAUACAUUUGCAAAAAUGUCUACAAACCUGUUUUUGCUUCGCCAUUAUGGGGUAUUGUGUAUAGAUUGAUGAAGAGAAAAAAACAAUUUAAUCAAUUUUAGAAUAAGGCUGUAAUGUAACAAAAUGUGGAAAAAGUCAAGGGGUCUGAAUACUUUCCGAAUGCGCUGUACUUGGCCUAUCCACAGGGGGUACUUGAGAAGACUCAUGACACCAUAGGCCUACUGGUAAAAUGUAAGAGGGGGUACUUCAGGGGUACUCCAGGCAGAGCAAAAUUCAUUUGGUGGUACAGUAACUGAAAAUGAUUGAGAACAACUGGACUACUAGGUCUACUGGUUUAAAAUGUGUCUGCUCUUCCCCUGCAGGCCUGCAGGUGGUGAUGAACUCCAUCCUGAAGUCCAUGCUACCUCUGUUCCACAUCUCCCUGCUGGUCUUCUUCAUGGUCACCAUCUACGCCAUCGUGGGACUGGAGCUGUUCAAGUGCAAGAUGCACAAAACCUGCUACUACACAGGCACAAGUAGGAAACACACACAUGCACGUGCAUGCACACACACACACACACACACACACACACACACACACUACCUAUAUCUUCUCCCCCGUUGUCCUGCAGAUAUCAUAGCCACAGUGGAGAAUGAGAAGGCAUCUCCAUGUGCUCAGGCUGGUAAUGGUCGGCGCUGCACCAUCAACGGGACAGAGUGUAGGGCAGGCUGGGCCGGACCCAACAACGGCAUCACACACUUUGACAACCUGGGCUUCGCUAUGCUCACUGUCUACCAGUGCAUCACUACCCAGGGCUGGACCGACGUGCUCUACUGGGUACUGUGUUACAUCACCCCUAUACCUUAAUAUUACUGCACUGUUUCAUCCUGUUCCAUUAUGUUCCCCUCUUAAUGUAGCCCAUACCUGUACUCUCACUCAGUCUCAUUAUCUGUCUGUUUCUCCAUCCAUCCAUCCAUCCAUCCAUCCAUCCAUCCAUCCAUCCAUCCAUCCAUCCAUCCAUCCAUCCAUCCCAUCCAUCCAUCCAUCCAUCCAUCCAUCCAUCCAUCCAUCCAUCCAUCCAUCCAUCCAUCCAUCCAUCCAUCCAUCCAUCCAUCCAUCCAUCCAUCCAUCCAUCUCCUCUCUCUCUCUCUCUCUCUCUCCCUCUCUGUCUCUCUCUCUCUCUCUCUCUCUCUCUCUCUCUCUCUCUCUCUCUCUCUCUCUCUCUCUCUCUCUCCUCUCCUUCCACUCCUUCUCUCACUCCCUCUCUCUCGCUCCUCAGGUGAAUGAUGCCAUAGGUAUGGAGUGGCCGUGGAUGUACUUUCUGACGCUCAUCUUGGUUGGCUCUUUCUUCGUACUCAACCUUGUUCUGGGUGUGCUCAGUGGGUAAGAGGACACACACACACACACACAAACAAACACACAUACACACACACACCUUGUCCUUCUAUAUCUCUCUUUCCCCUCCAUCAGUGAAUUCACUAAGGAGCGAGAGAAGGGUAAGGCGCGUGGAGAGUACACAGAGAUGAGGGAGACCCAGCAGCUGGAUGAGGAUCUGAAGGGCUACAUGGAGUGGAUCACACAGGCCGAAGUCAUGGAUGCCAAUGGGGAGGGACAGGGUACUUAUGACUUCCUAACCCUAUCACCAACACACAAUAGAAUAGAGGAGUACAUACAUUUACAUUUUAGUCAUUUAGCAGAUGCUCUUAUCCAGAGCGACUUACAGUUAGUAAGGAGUCAGCCCGUUGCAAACGUCAUGCAGGUUAGCAUUUUUUGUCAUGAAUCUUGUUCUGGUGGCAGGUCUGCAGAGUGGUCACUAGCUGGCACAGUCACAAAGUCAUCAUAUCUGAUUUUAAACCUAACCCUAAUCCUAACCUCGACCCUAACCUUAACCACAAUGUUAACUCUAAUGGCUAACCCUAACCUUAAAUAUUUUUGUUUUCAUGAAUUUUUACAAUAUAGACAAUUUUGACUUUGCAGCUGGCCUAUCUAAGAGGAAAUCGCUCAGUUCUGCCUCCAGGACAAGACUUAUGACAAUAAACGUCAACCUGCUGACAUCAGUGUCUCUUGUCCCCAGGCCUGCUAACCCUGGAGGAUGGAGAAUCCGAGGCAGGGAGCCUAAAGGACAUGGACACCAUGCAAAAAAUCAUGUACUACUAGUAAGUACACACCUACACCAGCCUCUGACUGGGACAACACUCAGGUGUUUUGAUGAAAGAAAAGUCUGACAGACCUCCUCCUAACAUACCAUCUCUUCCUCCUCUCUCUCUCAUCUCUCACUCUGUUCAGCAAGCUGGCGCGUAAAUGGAACAUUUUCUUCCGGCGUAAGUGUCUUGUUUAUGUGAAGUCCCGAAUGUUCUACUGGUGGGUGAUCCUUCUGGUGUUUCUGAACACGCUGGCCAUCGCUACUGAACACCACCAGCAGUCCCAGCAACUCACCGAGUGGCAAGGUCAGUAUCUACAUAUCACAUCUAUAGCUUCAACACAUACUGUAUAUACACAAUCCCAGCAUCUAACAAGGCUGUUGUCUAUGCCAUGGCUAACACAUGCAGACCUCUCUCUCUCUCUACCCCAUGUCUCUCUCUCCCCACCACUUCUCCCUUCCCCAUCCCAGACACUGCCAACAAGGUAUUGCUGUCUCUGUUUGCCAUUGAGAUGUUUAUGAAGAUGUACGCCCUGGGUCUCCAGCAAUACUUCAUGUCUCUGUUCAACCGCUUCGACUGCUUCGUGGUCUCCACCGGCAUUCUGGAACUCAUCCUGGUCCGCAUGGACGUCAUGACCGUCACGGGCAUCUCGGUGCUGCGCUGCAUUCGACUACUUAGGCUGCUCAAAGUAACCAAGUAAGACUUUACAUUAGGCUGCAUUAGGGUUUCAGGUGUGUUAGUGGUGGACUGGAUUAAUAUCCUUCACACACCACGGCUCUCCAGGUCCAGGAUUGGUCCAGUUGAUGGGUUGAUUGAUUAAUUGAUUGCGUCUUACAUCCCCCAACCCCCAGUAGCUUCACAGGAAGUGCGUAGCACUUACUCUCUGUGUGUGCUUCAGGUACUGGACGUCUCUCAGUAAUCUGGUGGUGUCCCUGCUGAACUCGACCCCCUCCAUCGCCUGCCUGCUGCUCCUCCUCUUCCUCUUCAUCGUCAUCUUCUCCCUGCUGGGCAUGCAGGUGUUCGGAGGCAAGUUCAACUUCCCCAAUGCGCCCAAACCCCGCAGCACAUUCGACAGCUUCCCCCAAGCUCUCAUCAGUGUCUUCCAGGUAGGCAAGGAAACACAGUUUUAUUCAUUAUUAUAACAGAUGUAUCCCACUAACAAGAUGAAGGAUGAUAUGGACAUCUGAAGGAGCAUAUGUACAUGUAUGAUAUGAAAAUGUUGGACAUUAGCACUUGCUUUUUGUUUCAUUCACUGUGGAAAAGCAGGCCGAUCAUUUGUCAAUGGGACCCUGACUGUGUUGCUUCCCUGCCUCACUCUCUCUGUCAGAUCCUGACAGGGGAGGACUGGAACUCUGUGAUGUAUGACGGCAUCAUGGCGCAUGGCGGUCCCACCAUGCCCGGGAUCCUCGUCAGCAUCUACUUCAUUAUCCUCUUCGUCUGCGGAAACUGUAUCCUGUGUGUGUGUUUGUGUGUGGUGUGUGUGUGUUGUGUGUCUGCGUUGUGUCUGCACACUCAACUUGCUAGUCUAAACUAAAACAAACCUCAACAGACAGAAAUUAGACUUAAAUGCUGUCAUUGGGUAAAUUAGUCUCUCUUCCAUUUCCUACUGUAAUGAACUUUGACCCCUAGCUCUUAGACAUCCUGCUGAACGUGUUCCUGGCCAUCGCCGUGGACAACCUGGCAGAGGCCGAGAGUCUGACCAUGGCCCAGAAGGAGAAGUCUGAGGAGAAGAAACGCAAGAAGCUGCUUAGGGCUAACAUGCCUGACAAGGCCACAGAGGAGAAAGCCCUCCUGGCCAAGAAGCUUGCAGCGGAGAGAGCCAAAAUAGAGGGCAUCCCUACCACAGCCAAGGUCAGAUAUUUCCAGUAGAGGUGCAUGGGUAAAAUCACUGAGGAAGCCAAGCCAAGCCAGUAAAAAAGCAAUAUUGUGAUAAUUGCGUUCAUACGCCACCGUGAUAUACAAUAAGGCCGUGACAACAAAAAGACAGCAGUCACAAAGUGGCGGAAUAAAUUCAACUACACAUACAUUUGUUUCAUCACAAAACCGGAGAGCAACAUCUGUCCAGUGAAGUCCACAAAGCAAAUAUUGCAUGAAACAAACAGUUAUAUGACCUGCAGCAUGGUCAAGCAAGUUAAUGUUUUCGACAGUUUACUAAACAACUACUGAUUUAGAACCACGGAGUUACCGCAAAUCAGCACAAAGACAACAGGAGCACUGCCUCAGCUAUUCCAGCACCAUUUCAACUUAAACAUGCAAACAUCAUCAAAUCAACAAGGCUAUAUAUGCUUAGUUAAAUACACUGAAAACAAACUUAAAGAUGUCAAAAACCAUUUAGUCCAAUCAAUGUUGCUAAAUAUCAUGUGGCGGUCCAUGGUACUGAUUUAUGUGUGUGUGUGUGCCCGCGCAAGUAAAACAAAACAUGUACUUGUAGACUAGUUGAACGCCAAUGCCAUCCUCCUUUCUUUCAUGUUGGCAAAACAGUCUAUGGCUCUGUCAUACGGUACACUUUUAGUUUUUGUUGUCAUAAGCUACCUAGCUAAAAUGCUUGCUAGCCUAACUUCCUUGCACAGACAGCAAUGAACCAGCUAAGUUAGCCAGCUAGUUAACGUGAGCCAGACCCGUCGCCAGACCUCAGUCUUAAGGGGGGCAUAUGAAAUGCAUGGGAGGGCACAAUUAUUAUUAGCCUACAGUACGUAUAUUUAAUAAUAAAUUCCCUCAAGUGGGGGGGGGGGGGGCACAAGCAUUUUUGGGGGCGGGCCCGGCCCCCUAUGGCCCGCCCAUAGCGACGGGUGUGACGUGAGCCUACUAGUCUACAUCUAGGGUACAUAUUGAACUUCAAUCAUCUCAGGUCUGUGGCACAAUAUAUUCAUUCAUGGUUAGAUCAGAAUCGCCAUCAUAAUCAUUGGCCUGUACAGAGAAUUAAGUCAAAACCACAAGUCCAAAUCCCCAUCUCCAUCAUGGCUUAGGAAAGGGCCGAUUUAGCAAGCUAGCUACCGCAGGAGAUCAACACAAGCAGACCAGAAACAGACAAGUUUUUCUGAAAAUGACAAUUUUCUUGGGAAGUUAUUUGAUUGGCAUUUUGCUGCACCAGGACAACCCACAGUUGAGCUCAGCUCAGCGCUGAUUGGUUAAUUAUUUUAUGCAUUUUUCAUCAAGGGAGACCAAAUGCUUGCUGGCAUCAAUCAAUCAAAUGCUACGGGCCAACAUUUCAUACGCUUUUGGUCCAGACAGCAUCAGCUAAACAUACUGAGUCAGAGGGGCUCAGAUGAUUUCUACGUGAGAUUCAGCCAUUUUUCCGUAUUGACGGAAAAUUAUGAAAACACAGAGAGACACAAAAUAUAAAUUAUUUUAUCAUUUGUAUUUUUAUUGGUCAAAUACUUGGGGAAGCCUGGUUUCCCUUGGCAUCCAUGAAUACACGCCAAUGUAUAUUUCACACUGUUGGCUAUUGUCCACAGAGAAACCUGCCCCACGUUUGGAGUUAGUGUAACCGCUGGAAUUUGAACCCAGGCCCCCCUCUAAUCAAAAUGCUUGUCUUUGUCACAGCUGAGAGUGGACGAGUUCGAGUCCAACGUGAACGAGAUCAAGGACCCCUUCCCCCCUGCUGACUUCCCUGGUAAGCCCCAUUCUCUCACACACCUCUGGGCACAUCCAUGUCAAUCGAAUCUGGAUCUCACUGAAUUUUGAAUUUAGAACAUGUGUCACGUUCUCCUGUUCUUUCUUUCGUCCAGGCGAUGAUGAGGAGGAGGAGCCUGAUAUCCCUGACACCCCGAGGCCCCGACCAAUGGCAGACCUGCAGCUGAAGGAGGAGGUGGUGCCUAUUCCAGAGGCCAGCUCCUUCUACAUCUUUAGCUCUGAGAACAAGUAAUGAUGAUGAUGAUGGUGAUGAUUAUGGUGAUGAUGAUGUACUUGCUAAGACUGCGAUAUGUUGUUGUUUAUCUACCUUAUAGUUGAAUGCACUGACUGUAAGUCACUCUGGAUAAAAGCAUCUGCUAAAUGACCAAAAUGUAAAAUGUAAUGAUGAUGGUGGUGAUGAUGAAUGCAUUAUGAUGUUGGUUUUAUGUGAUUGUUUUAGCCUCCUUACUUGACUGUCAGUCACUCUGUAUAACAAUGUCUGCAGUUAAAUGCCUGUGAUGUAAAAAGUAUGAAAAUGUAUGAACUCACUACUCACUAGUCAUUUAGCGUCUGCUAAAUGACUAAAAUGUCAAAUGUAAAAAUGUCCCCCUCCAGGCUCCGUAAGCUGUGCCACCGCAUCAUCAACGCCACCACCUUCACCAAUAUCAUCCUCCUCUUCAUCCUCCUCAGCAGCAUCUCCCUGGCUGCCGAGGACCCCAUCGACCCCAUGUCCUUCAGGAACCAGGUGCCCACAGACAUGCCUGCUCUGCCUGCUGUAUCAUUAACCCCCUUAUCUCAGAUGGAAAAGCAUUUGUUUCAGUAAAGAAAGCAGAAAGGGAAAGAAUUUUGACAUAAUAACUGACACAAAAGGGUUUUCUUAAGGUCUUAAACCUACACAGCAUGACUGCAAGACUGUACGGAGUACUACAUAGAGAUUCUGCUAAAGGGCUCAGGUGCACUACUACUUUGAAAUGAAUCCAUCCACAUUGUCAUGUUGCCCUGUUUCCCCUGUGUAGGUGCUGGCCUCCGCUGAUGUUGUCUUCACCUCAGUGUUCACUGUGGAAGUUGUCCUCAAGGUAACUAGGCAUUGCUUGUCUGUUCCACUACUAGUAUAGCUGUACUGGUUUAAAAAGUCACUUUUCUGAAUGGGAUCAUGUCUUACAUGUUUACAUUACCAAGUACAUUAACGGGGUAAAUCCCUUUUCUGCAGCAACGGUAAAUCGUUAAUGUGACAAACUCUCUCGACAUUAUGUUACAUCCACUUUGCAGCACUUUUUUAACCUGCACUGCAGCACAAUUCAACUGUAGAUGUUUUCACACGAGUAGCUGUGGUUCAUGUGGGUUCAUAGUUUGUUGGUUUGAGAGGGUUUAUGUGUCAACCAGUCUCAUCAUCUCAGUAUCCAUCCGCCUCUGCGACAGAUGACCGUAUACGGUGCCAUCAUGCACCCCGGCUCCUUCUGCCGGAACUCCUUUAAUAUCCUGGAUCUGAUUGUGGUCAGCGUAUCCCUCCUCUCCAUGCUCAUGGAGUAAGUAGUACCUGGAAAUGUAUAAUGUCAUUCAAAUCCUGUGACACAACUGAAUCUAUUCCAUAAUGCUUGAUAUAGCUUCAGUUAUGAAUGUGUGUCUCUCUCUAGAAAUACAGAUUAUAGACAAGUAAAGUGUGAGAUGUGGUGCCUGCCCUAUCUAGGUCCAGUGCUAUCUCUGUGGUGAAGAUCCUCAGGGUGUUGAGGGUGCUGAGGCCCCUAAGGGCCAUCAACAGGGCCAAGGGCCUCAAGGUGAGCUUACCUGUGCUCUCUCCAAUCCCCUUCACAUCUCUACCCCUCACCUGUACUCCUUACCUGUACUCCUUACCUGCUCCUCUGACACUAUAUUCACAUUCUCAUUGGUCUUUUACAUGUUCCCAUUACCUAAUGCACCAAAUGCAAUACUUUGACCAACCCAGCAGCUGCAUAUUUUUCUAGUUCUGGUCCUGGAGUACCCGUCUGACAUGCUGGUUUCUGCUGUCUCUUGUGGUCUAGCAUGUGGUCCAGUGUGUUUUUGUGGCCAUCAAAACCAUCGGCAACAUCGUGCUGGUUACCAUGCUGCUAGACUUCAUGUUCGCCUGCAUUGGAGUCCAGCUCUUCAAGGUGAGCUCUAGAUAGGGAUGUAGAGUAUUUUAUAGGGAUGUAUGGUAGUUUAUAGGGAUGUAUGGUAAUUUAUAGGGAUGUAUGGUAAGUUAUAGGGAUUUAUGGUAGUUUAUAAGGAUGUAUGGUAAUUUAUAGGGAUGUAUGGUAGUUUAUAGGGAUUUAUGAGUUAUAGGGGAUUAUGGUUAAUUUAUAUAGGGAUUUAUGGUUAGUUAUAGUGAGAGUUAUGGUAGUUUAUAGGGAUGUAUGGUAAUUUAUAGGAUGUAUGGUACGUUUAGUUCUAGGGGGGGAUGAUUUAUGGUUGUUUAUAGGGAUGUAUGGUAAUUUAUAGGGAUGUAUGGUAGUUAUAGGGAUUUAUGGUAGUUUAUAGGGAUGUAUGGUAAUUUAUAGGGAUGUAUGGUAGGUUAUAGGGAUUUAUGGUAGUUUAUAGGGAUGUAUGGUAAUAAUUUAUGAGGGGAUGUUGGUAGUUAUAGGGAUUUAUGGUGAGUUAUAGGGAUGUAUGGUAAUUUAUAGGGAUGUAUGGUAGUUAUAGGGAUUUAUGGUAGUUUAUAGGGAUGUAUGGUAAUUUAUAGGGAUGUAUGGUAGUUUAUAGGGAUUUAUGGUAGUUUAUAGGGAUGUAUGGUAAUUUAUAGGGAUGUAUGGUAGUUUAUAGGGAUUUAUGGUAAUUUAUAGGGAUGUAUGGUAGUUAUAGGGAUUUAUGGUAGUUUAUAGGGAUGUAUGGUAAUUUAUACACCUGAUGAUCAAAACAGAAGUCUACACACAAUCAAAGCUAAUAUUCUCAAUCAUGUUCUGUAUGUAUGUAUGGGCUCCCGAGUGGCGUAGCGGUCUAAGGCACUGCAUCUCAGUGCUUGAGGAGUCACUACAGACCCCCUGGUUCGAUUCCAGGCUGUAUCACAACCGGCCGUGAUUGGGAGUCCCAUAGGGCGGCGCACAAUUGGCCCAGCAUCGUCCGGUGUAGCCCGUCAUUGUAAAUAAGGAUUUGUUCUUAACUGAUUUGCCUAGUUAAAUAAAAUAAAUAUGUGUGUUCAUCCCUGCAGGGCAAAUUCUACGCCUGCACAGAUCCUGACAAAAUGACAGAGGAGGAGUGCAAGUAAGAGAGUGGUGAUGUUGUUUAGUCCCUCGCCCACAACAUUACAUGACAGUACAGAAUGGAGCAUCACAUUAAUCCUGCUUUCUUUCUCUCCACCACACUCUUUCUUUCUUUCUCUUGCUUCUUCGUGUCUUUAGUUCUUCGUCGUCUUGAUUUGGGCGGAGGGAGGGUACGGAGGGAGGGAUCGGUUUUCUGGGAGGCUCUAGGGGCUCGAGAGGGAGUGCCUGAUGUCUCUCGCUCCUCUCUCUCUCUGCUCUCUCUCUCUCUCUCCUCUCUCUCCUCUCUCUCUCUCUCUCUUUCUCUCCCUCCCUCACUCCUUCUCAGGGGUAACUACAUUAGGUACCAGGAAGGUGCCAUCCAUCCGAUGACCAUCCAUAAGAGAGAAUGGAUCAACGCAGAGCUCAACUUUGACAACAUCCUCGAAGGCAUGCUGGCUCUCUUCACUGUCUCCACCUUCGAGGGCUGGCCAAAGUGAGACAUACAUACAAGCAUGGGAUUUUGUAUAUAUCACAUGACACGCCUAAUACAGUACUAUGGAACACAUAAAAGUGUAUGUAUUUCAUGCUUGCUCAAAUGCCUUUGUGUGUGUGUGUGUGUGUGUGUGUGUGUGUGUGUGUGUGUGUGUGGUGUGUGUGUGUGCAGGUUGCUCUACAAGGCCAUAGACUCUAACAUGGAGGACAUGGGUCCAGUGUAUAACAACCGCAUUGCCAUCUCCAUCUUCUUCAUAGUCUACCUCAUCCUUAUCGCUUUCUUCAUGAUGAACAUCUUUGUGGGUUUCGUCAUCGUUACAUUUCAGGAGCAGGGAGAGCAGGAGUACAAGAACUGUGAGCUGGAUAAGAACCAGGUGUGUGUAUCUGUGUCUGUCUUUUAAGUUUGUUGUUUUAACACACUCUUUCUAACAGCAGUGUGUAACCCCUCUGUGUCCUGUCUUCCCUCUGACAGCGUGCGUGUGUCGAGUACGCCCUGAAAGCCCGGCCGCUGCGCUGCUACAUUCCUAAGAACCAGUAUCAGUACAAUGUGUGGUACAUCGUCACUUCCUGCUACUUUGAGUACCUCAUGUUCCUGCUCAUCAUGCUCAACACCAUGUGUCUGGGGAUGCAGGUAAGGCUAUUGGAGGUGGUUUAGGGAACAUUUUCAUUUCAAAUACAAAACGGGAAACUUUGAAAGUACUUCUCCUGCAUCACAUCAAUGCAAUGUCCCUACAAUAUAUUCCUGUGUCCAUCCCUUCUCCAUAUCUAGGAUUAAAAAAUACAAAAUAAAAUGUGGACACUCUUGAAAAUGUGAUGGGCAUCUCAAGAGAUUGAAUCCUGGAAAAUGUCAAAUAAAAUAAAUAAAUAACUAUCUUCCCUUUCUCAUUUCCUUCUUCUCUCCUCCUCUCUUCUCUCCUCCUCUCUUCUCCCACAGCACUGUAACCAGUCAACCCAUGUGACCGACCUGUCAGACAUGCUGAACGUGAUCUUCACUGUGCUCUUCACUGUGGAGAUGGUCCUCAAACUCAUGGCCUUCAAAGCUAAGGUCAGUGGUCCAUAGAGAUGUCCUGAAUGCACUACAUUACCCAAGAUGCCUUGCAAAUCAAUGUAGAAGCAGAAUGAUUCCAGAAUAAUAGCACAGUGGUUAUGUAAACCAGCUACUUCAUACCUCUUCAUUGUGUGCAACCCUCUUCUCAAACUCAUGGCCGUCAAUGUCAAGUUCAGAGCUGGAAUGUCCGUAGAUUAAGAUACCUUUUAUAUACACACACACUUCUGAUGAAUGUCUUUCCCUCCCCCUAGGGUUACUUUGGAGACCCAUGGAACGUCUUUGACUUUGUCAUCGUCAUCGGCAGCGUUGUUGACGUCAUCCUGAGUGAAGUCGAUGUGAGUAUUGUCAUUGCGUAAUGUUAACCUGAAAUAUGUAAGUAUUGUUCAUUUUAUGUACUGUAAUACUCACAAUCCCCACUGUUCCUAAAAGGUUUAUGUUUACUAAACAGUUCAGGUAGACCCACUGUACAUUUUUGUCUUCACAUUUUGAAUUUUUCCUCCCAUUGGUUUCGGUUAUUAUUUAUAAGAAGGCUGAGGAAAAUCUACAGAUAUUUCCCCAAAAAGCUCUGUCCUGUCAUCUGACUGUCUGGACUGUGUUUACACCCCUGUCUGACACCCCACCCACUUAGAGAAACUCAGGCCAGGCACCCCUGUCAGAACUCGGCCCCAACAAUAGCACUGAGGAUGUGGUCAGUAUUCGCCAAGGGGUGACCCUCGCACUACCACCCACCUCUGCCCCGGCUGCACCCUCAACCCCCCUGAACACCCCCCUCCCCCUGAAGCCCUGCAGCACCUGACUGGAGCUUGCCUCACCCACCUAUUUGGUUACUUUAUGCCCCUAACAUAACACCUGGUCUCAGACCUGUUUGGUCAUUUCCCUAAUUGGUUUUACUGUUUGAGACUGGGAAUGAGAUGGCUGAUUCCAAAUCAGUUGUUAAGGGCAGAAAACAACCACUGUCACCUUGUUUCACCUCCCACCACCAUGUGUCCAGCGAACUGUCAAUCAUUCCUGCUAGUAAGUAAGAGACUGACAUCCUUCUGUGGUUUUUACUGUGAUUCCUGUACAAGGGACUGAGUCAACAGGUUUGGCGUCAGGCUCUAGAUUUAAAGCAGCAUUUCACAUGUUUUGCUUCAGAAAAGUAAAGGUAAUUUUAGAAAACGAAAUGUUAACUCAAGUUGCCAUUACAGUAAACCUUCAGAAGACCCCAUCAACCAUUUUCACAUCUUCACCCCUCAGCUGUCAUCCAGGGGUAUAGUAAAAUGUCGGCGGGGAUGUUGGGGCAAAUGAAUUAUAUGGAGUGCGAAAGAGAGCGAGAGAAGAGAGAGAGAGAGAGAGAGAAAGAAAGAGAGAGAGAGAGGAGAGAAAGGAGAAGAGAGAGAGAAAGAGGAGAGAGAAGAGAGGAGAGAGAGAGAGAAGAGAGAGAGAGAGAAAGAGAGAGAGAGAGAGGAGAGAGAGAGGAGAAAGAGAGAGAGAGAUAAAAUAGAGAGGAAAGAGAGAGAGAGAGAGAGAAAGUAUAGAGAGCGAAGACUUUUAGAAAUUCAAGAUAUAUAUAAUAAUCUCAAUAUAUCCUCCUAUCUCUCUCCCUCUCUCUCCCUCUCCCUCUCUCUCCCUCCUUACUGCAGUCUUUCGUCCUCCAUGUUCUCCGCCACCUUUGCUAUACGCAUACCUCCAAAGCUGGCCCCGCCCCCUUUGCCACUUUCUGUUCCACCACCUGUUUCUGAUGUCACUUCAUGUCUGACUUCACUUCCUGUGUCUCUGUCUCUCCCCCUCACAGGCAGCCCUGGCCUCCUCUGGAGGACUAUACUGUCUCCACGGCUGCGCUGUAAAUAUUCGCCCGUAGACACUGCAAGAGCAUUGCAUGAAAUCACAAGAAACAUUGCAUGAAACUGUGCAUUAGCAUUGUUUAUUUAUUGUACGAGACAUUGCAUGAACACUGGAUAAAACAUUGGGGGGAAACUUUGCAUAACUCAUUGCAUGAGCAUUGCAAGUUCAUUGCCUGGAAAUAGCAUGACUUAAAAUGUAAUACAAUUAAAAAAUAUAUGUUUUAUUGUCACAUACACCGGAUAGUUGCAGUGAAAUGUCUUGUUUUACAGGGUCAGCCAUAGUAGUACAGCACCUCUGGAGCAAAUUAGGGUUAAGUGCCUUGGUCAAGGGCACAUAGACAGAUUUUCACCUUGUCAGACCAGCGACCUUUCGGUUAUUGGCCCAACGCUCUAACCGCUAACAUUCCAAAAGCAUCAUCUGUGUUUACAUUGAAUGUCUGUAUUUACAGCAUGCUGAAUCUUAAAUUGAUAGUGUUUAACAUCUCAGGAACCACUUGAACAUGAUACGAUCCAAUAAUUCUCUGAAGAAAAUGUGUAUCUGGAGAGCGCCCAUUGCUUGGCCCCUGCUGACACUAACCAGACUCAUACAUGACUGCUUCAGAUACCCUGUGAGAAGUGAGAUCUGUGUCCUUGCAGACUGCUGUGUUUUGCGCACACAGGCACACAUGCAUGCACACACACACACACACACACACACAUAGCACUCUGUCUCCUUUGCUGGAAUGUUGCCCUUAAUGAACUAAACUGUGCUACAUGCAGUAGAGUCACAACAUCUUCAAUCUUAGUAAAAGCCAGGACAAGGAGCAUUUUCAGCAACUGUUUAUUUAUUUGGUGCCUUCAGGAGGUGAACCCAAUGCAAGCAAUAGCGGAUUCUGAAAAUGCCCGUGUGUCAAUCACCUUCUUCCGACUGUUCCGUGUGAUGCGUCUGGUGAAAUUGCUGAACCGUUCUGAGGGGAUCCGGAACCUUCUGUGGACCUUCAUCAAGUCCUUACAGGUCAGAGUUCUCUCAAUUUUUUUGCCUUUCAUUCUGUAAGAUUCAUUAAAAUGUUGCCUUUCAAAAGUCUCAGGAUUUGAUUGGUCAGUGUGCACCAGUCUGACAAUGUGAUUGGUUGUUGUGUUGCAGGCUCUGCCCUACGUCGCCCUACUCAUCCUCAUGCUGUUCUUCAUCUACGCUGUGGUUGGGAUGCAGGUAUUGGACACACACACACACACACAGACACACACACAGACGCACACACACACACACACACACACACACACACACACACACACACACACACACACACACACACACACAGACAGACACACACACAGACACACACAGACAGACUCUCUGAUGAGUUGUGUGUCUGUCUCCUGCAGAUAUUUGGUAAGAUAGCGCUGUUAGACGGGACUUACAUCAACAGGAACAACAACUUCCAGACAUUCCCCCAUGCUGUGCUGCUGCUCUUCAGGUGGGGGAUCUGAUCUAUCAGUCCACUAACUCUGUUUCCAUUAUCUUCCAUUCACUUUGCAGUCACUUUACACAGCAGACUCGUAUAGCAAGAGUACCUUACACUCAGUGAUUACAACACAAGGGCUGAAAACAAGUUGUACUCUCUCUCCCCUACCCUCCUCUCUCCCUCUUCAUCCCUCUCUCUCUCCCUCUCUCUCCCCCUCCCCCUCUCUCCUGCUUCCUCCCUCUCUAUAUCUCUCUUUCUCUUUCCCUCCCUCUCUCUCUCUCUCUCUCUCUCUCCCUCCAGGUGUGCGACAGGUGAGGCGUGGCAGGAAGUAAUGUUGGCGUGUCUGUAUGGGAAGAGGUGUGACCCUAAGUCAGACUACCUGCCUGGGGAGGAGAUGACCUGUGGAGCCAGCUUCGCCAUCAUCUACUUCAUGAGCUUUUACAUGCUCUGUGCCUUCCUGGUGAAUGACACACACACAUGCAUACACACAAACACACACACAUUUGCAUGCACAGACAUAUAUACACACGCACAUGCACACACACACACACACACACACACACACACAUAUGAUGCUGUUGUCCUCCACAGAUUAUCAACCUGUUUGUGGCGGUCAUCAUGGACAACUUCGACUAUCUUACACGUGAUUGGUCCAUUCUCGGUCCUCAUCACCUGGAUGAGUUCAAGAAGAUCUGGGCAGAGUACGACCCAGAGGCCACGUAAGUGUGUGUGUUUGUUACCCCUUCAUGUACUAUAUGUGGACUGUAAAAAUGGGGCCUACAGGUUUAUCUUAUGAUGCGUCUUUUCAUCCUAAUAUCAGUGUACUGCAGUUAGAUUAUUUACAGUAGCUGUUGUUUUUUCCCCUCCUGUCCUGCAGGGGGCGUAUUAAGCACCUGGACGUGGUGACUCUGCUGCGUAGGAUCCAGCCUCCUCUGGGCUUUGGAAAGUUCUGCCCCCAUAGAGUAGCCUGCAAGGUGAGAGAUACAGGAGAGAAUCUGUUCAUUUAUUGUAUGUUAAUUUAACAUAUCUAUUAAUGCAGCAGACAUCUUUUUUAAUGAUAUCUUUAUUGAUUCUGCCUGCAGAGACUGGUGUCCAUGAACAUGCCACUCAACAGUGACGGAACGGUCACCUUUAAUGCUACGCUGUUCGCACUGGUCAGGACCGCACUGAAGAUCAAGACUGAAGGUGUGUGUGUGUCAGUCAAUUACAGAGUACUGUAGUCAGUGUCUGGUCCAAUUGAAAGUGUAUUAAUAUCCCCGCCUCACUGUUGUUAUCUCAUUGGUCAGGCAACUUUGAGCAGGCCAAUGAGGAGCUGAGGGCCAUCAUCAAGAAGAUCUGGAAACGCACCAGUAUGAAGCUGCUGGACCAGGUCAUCCCACCAAUCGGAGGUGAGUUCAAACAUCCUAUCGUAAUCCUCAACUUUAUAGUCCCACAACAAGUUGUCCAUUCUAAUUUGUUGCCAUGUUUGAUUGGUGUGUGUGUGUGUGUCAGAUGAUGAGGUGACCGUGGGGAAGUUCUACGCCACCUUCCUGAUCCAGGACUACUUCAGGAAGUUGAAGAAGAGACAAGAGGAGUACUAUGGCUUCCGCCCCACCAAGAAGAACGCCACCAACGAGAUACAGGUGAGACCUUAGCCACCUCAGAAUUUGAUAAUUGCAUACCUUCUAGUUAUCUUAAUGACGUGUAAUAUAAAUGUAAUCUAGACUUUUUAUGAAUGAUCUAACAAGUCUUAAUUUGUAUCCCCUCACCAUAUCCCUCUCUCUCUAACCCUCUCUACCAGGCAGGUCUGAGGAGCAUUGAGGAGGAGGCGGCUCCAGAGCUGCAGAGAGCCAUCUCAGGAGACCUGAUGAAUGAGGAGGAGAUGGACAGAGCCAUGGAGGACGCAGCGGAGGAGGGAAUCUUCAGGGUGAGAGUAGAGAGGGUGUGGGGCGAGGUAGGGAGGACAAGUUCAGGGUGAGAAGAAAGAGAAUAAAACUCCUCUCUGUUGUGAAUGUUGUCACUUUCUUCCUCCCAGCGGGCGGGCGGUCUGUUUGGGAACCACGUUGAUUCCUUCACCAUGGAGGAAGGAACCCGUAACCCUAACGCUACACAGGUCAUACUUUCAUAAUUUCAACCAUUUCAGUAUUAACACUUACAGUAUGUAACCUUCUUCAGACACAAAGUGCUUUACAUGGUAUGGACUCUGAGUUUUUCCAGAUCACGUAGACAGGAAAAACUCCUGUCCUGAUGGAGGUAACUCUGUGUCUCCAUGCAGGUGACCAGCCAGCGGCCCCUGCAGAUGAGCAGGUCAGACGACGGGGAGGCUACCAGCUCACCUGCCUACAAUGCAAACGAGGACUUCUUCUCCUCAACGCCUAACAAAACUAACAACAACAAUGUCAACAACAACGCCAGGGAGAGGUGAGUGUGUGUGUGUGUGAGUGCUCAUUUUUGUGUGUUUUGUGUGUUUCUUUUCCUUACCUGAGAGGUCACAUUACACAGUAAUAAAGCAGGUGGAUAACAAGCUGACUCUUUGUCCUUCUGUAGCUUUUCUUAUGGGACACAUGACCGGGUUCAGGUCUAUACCAUCUCAACCAGCAGAAGUUCGCAAGACAGAGACUGGCAGCUGCAGACAGUAGCUGGACCCAGCCAGGACCCUGAGACCCACAGAGAGCUCCUCAGCCCCCAGAAAGCCCAGGCCCACGGCCCAGACAGCGCCUUCGAUACACUCAUACAGGAAGUGAGUGGAGAGACCAGGCACUGCAUUUCACACAUACUGAAUUCAUAUUGUAUUAAUGAUAUUGACAUGGAACACUAGUCAAAACGCCCUGACAUUUUGACAGACACUUGGAGUCAUUCUCUCUCGCUCUCUUCUCAUGUCUUUCACCUCUGUUAGGUCUUGAUAAACGGGGGGUUGGAGAGCUUGGCCAGGGACCCUCGUUUUGUGUUGGUGACGAAACAGGAAAUGGCUGAAGCUUUGAACUUUGAUCCUGUGGACAUGGAGAGUUCUGCUACUGAGCUUAUGAAUGGUCGCAGAGGGAGGGUUGCCACACCUCCAAUCAGGCCCCCUCGCAGAUCACAGAGAAAGGCCAACCAAUCAACAACACCCAAAGAUGUUGUGUAGGACAAUAGGCCUGUCUCGCGUAGCACCACAGCAUGUCAUCGAGUGACAUAACCUGCUGAGGCAUAAAUGCUAAAUGACAAAAAAUAAAAAAAUAUGACAGUCCUUACUGCAGGGUGUC